AUGGCAAAUAUAUAUCAAUGUCAAGGUACUACUCAAAAAGGAUAUAGAUGUAAGAAAACAGUAUCAAUACCACAAGGUUAUUGUAUACAUCAUAACAAACAACAAGCACAACAACAUGUACCUGGAACUUUUUCAUCCACAAGACCAAAUAAAGGUUAUAUAUAUUUAUAUACAAUGAAUAAUUUUAUAAAUCCACCAUCAAAUUGGUCAUUUAAAGUUAAAAAUAUACCAAAUACAAGUACCAAAGAUAAAGAUAAAUGGAUUAAUUUUAAAAGUAGGAAAUCACCAUAUAUUUUAAUAAAAAUUGGAAUGACUACUCAAUUACCUAAUAUUAGAAUUAAACAAUGGGAAAUGAAAUGUGGUCAUGAUUUAAUUAAUAUAGGUCCUAAAAAUGAGAAUUUAAUAAAGAAUAAGAAUUUUUUAGAAAGAUUUUUAUGUUUAAGUAUAGAAGACAGAGAAGAAAUAAAUUAUAAUAGAUUUAAAAAUGAUGGAUUUUAUUGUGAAGAAAAUUUAAAAUUAAUUGAGUCAACUAUACAUCAAAAACUUCGACGAAAAUAUGGUAAAGGUGAUGUAUAUUGUAGUGGAUGUUUACAAGAUCAAGAAAAAAUUAAAGAUAAACAAUCACCUUUCAAAACAAAUUAUAAUGUACAUAUUGAAUGGUUUCUAAUACCAAAAAGUGAUUUAAGAGAAGUUCAUAAAUUAAUAGAUUGUACAUGUAGAUCAAUUGGAUGA
Molecule: messenger RNA, 732 nt
Organism: Lodderomyces pseudojiufengensis
Lineage: Eukaryota; Fungi; Ascomycota; Pichiomycetes; Serinales; Debaryomycetaceae
Exons: 1
Coding region: 1-732 (243 amino acids)
Source: RefSeq, a predicted model, not a curated record